Molecule: messenger RNA, 3420 nt
Organism: Atta colombica
Lineage: Eukaryota; Metazoa; Arthropoda; Insecta; Hymenoptera; Formicidae
Gene: tacc
Product: transforming acidic coiled-coil-containing protein 3
Exons: 7
Coding region: 396-3194 (932 amino acids)
Biological process (GO): cell population proliferation; cerebral cortex development; mitotic spindle organization
Cellular component (GO): cytoplasm
Source: RefSeq, a predicted model, not a curated record
CUCGCUUGCUCCAACUUGCUCGCGUCGCAGACUUGUGCAGACUUGUAACUGGACGGAACUGGUUGACGUUGACGGUAGUGUGAAAGUUGAAUGCGUACACUAGGAAUCUACGUAGUCGAGGUGUUUGACGGAUUCCGUAUUACCGGUAUUGCCAUUGCCACAUUCGCCACUAUCGCUUGCUAUCGCUUGCUAUCAUUUGUGCCGGUGACACCUCAAAUGACAGAAGUACCAGUGUAAACACGCCUCUGCGUGUGAAGAGAACUUUCUUUGUUCUCCAAGUCAACAAGUCUAGAGUCUAGAGAGUGAAAGUACAAGAGCUUUGCCGACUUCGAAUAUUUCAAUUUCCUGAAAUCAAGAUAAAUAUUCGUUGUAUUGAAGAAAGAGAGAGCCUGAGAAUGUCGAGCCCAAGAGGAUCUGUUCGCGAAGGCACAAGAAUCGUACUGAAAGAAAUAACCGCGACUCUCCACAAUUCUUCGCCAAUUCAUCCUUCUCGACGAAAGAGCGGCAACGAUACUCCCUUGACUCUCCCAAAGACAGCAGAGCAUGAGGUCAAGGUUCAUUUUGCUCGCGAGUUUGCCGAUGUAGGAUCGGUCACGGAAAAUCUCUGCUUGGCUCCGGAGAGUCUUUCGUCGGCCAGCAGUUUCCAUAGUCUCAGCAGCACUCUCAGUAUCAAGAGCAGUAGCGGCAUAUGUACUGAUUCGACACCCGAAACUCCUGAUAACGUAGUGGACACAUCAUAUGUGAACUCCAACAUACCCGGUGUAGAGGAUUUGAUCCUCGCGUGUGCAGACAUCCAUUUAGGAAGUGAAUACGACAGUCAGGAUCUCAGUCAGGAUCAGACGUUUACAUCGGCUAUAGAUGAGGUACCAUUUUCCACAAGAGAUUGUUCCCUUAACGAAGAUCUAUUAGACAAUGCCGAUAAUGGAACGCAAGUGAUUGAGAUAAGUCCUCAAUUAUGCAAGACAACGCCUUUAAAUCAAACGCAUAUUUUGGGAUCGUCUAAUAACACACUUCCCGUUCAAGAUUCACAGUUUGUGACUUCAUAUCCUCCUGCGGAAGAAUAUGUACUACAAGUAGAAGAAUCGAUUGAUAAGCAUAUUCCGUUACAAGAAAGUGCUACAGUAACUGAGAUUGAAACCUUCAACAUUGUGAGUAAUCUUAUAAAGGAUUCACUGCCAACAAGUAAUGUGAAUGAUAAUCAGUUGAAUAUAACAACAACUGUUUCAUCCAAUAAUAUUACUUUCGAUGUGAUCACGCUUAAUGAAGAACAAACAGUAAAAAAUGAUUGCAACGCCGAAAUAUCCCUAGAAGAUCCACAGUCGUGUCCUACCGAAAUUUCUGUUCCGUCCACAUCCCCGUUAACGCAAUAUGCGGAUCUUUCGUUACCUAGUAUAUCCAAUAUAUCUUCACCAUUAGAACAUACUGAUAGUAGUACAACGAAAGAAACGAGUAUACAGACUUUAUCAGAGUUUAAACAGGAUACAUUAACAGUAUUGUCACCUUCCGACAAUCUUGAUCAAAAAUUGUGUGUAUCAUCGCAAGUAAUUGUAAAUAAUUCUAUUACUCAAACUGAAACGAAUGAAAUUAUCAAGGAGCAAGAGUUGUCUGAAUUAGAUAAUGAUAUUGAAGCAGAUAAGGAAGAAAACAUACUAUUACCAAAUAACACCAGUAUUAUAGAACCAAAAACAUUGGAAGUUGAAGAAAACUUACAGACGAGUAUCGAUAAAAAAGAUUUAGAGGUAGAAAAUAGCGUAGUAUUGAAUGAAGUACAGAAAUUAUCUGAAGAAGGAAUUGCCAUAUGUAAUGAGACUCAUGUUAUAGAAAAACAAAAUAAUUCAUCAGAAACUGUAAUUAUAGAAAAGGAAAAAUGUAUUGUGGAAAAUGCACCUACGACGAGUGAUAUUAAAAAAGACAUAUCUAGUGAAAUUCUCGAUCGUACACUUACUUUACAAGAAAUAGAUAUAAACUUUGCAUCAGAUGAAGAACAAUACGAGAAAUUUAAACCUCAAAGACAAAGUACUACAUUGUCGUUGAUCAAUGGACAUUUUGAAGAAUUAAAAUCUACAGUGGAAAAAGUUACUAAUGAGCUACUUAAUCCUUCACUUGAAUUUACGGAAGAGACAGAUCAAUUUGUCAGUGCAACACCUGAAUUUUUCCAAGAUCCCUCGACAUUUGAUUUUUUGUUAGCACGAAGUAAUCCUACAAAUCAUACAAAUCGCUUUAGAACCGAAUCUUUGUAUGUUAAGUUUGAUCCAUUGGUAUCGAAUAUCAGCAUGUUGCCUCAAGGAAAUGCCCAAACAAUAAACGAAGAGAAAAAUGGCAAAAAUGAAUCGCCACUUCCUGAUGUUGGUACACCAAAACGUAAUCCUGCCAUAGCAGCUAUAGACAGGCUGCUUUUUUAUAGUCCUCUCCCUAAUGCAACAGUGCAAAAAUCAGAGGAAGUUCAAGAAAAAAAUGAGCAGCCAAUAGAAGAGCCUAAAUCAGACGCACCACUUAUUGAUCAUAUAGAUAUGAGUAAAGAACUUGAACUUGUAAGAACGACGGUAUUACAAUUGGAAGAAGAAUUGGAGAAACAGAAAAAGGAGCAUGAAGCAGAAUUGGAAAGACAGAAAGCAACUUUUCAGGAAAAAAUUAAUAAACUACAGGCACAAAUGUCACAAGAAAUAAAAACCAAAACCCAAAUGACGGUUGUUGUGGAAGAAUAUGAAAAAUCGAUUAGCAGAUUACUUACGGAACGAGAAAGAGAUCGUACAAGCUUUGAACAAGACAAGAUAAAAUUGCAAGAAGAAUUGCAAGCAGCAAACCAUCAUCUAACUAAUACGGAAGCAGCAUUUAACGAUGUACACCAAAAAUACGAAAGACUUAAAGGAGUUGUAUCAGUGUAUAAAAAUAAUGAAACUGUACUAAAAGAAAGUAUCCAGGAGAAUGUAGAAACCAUAAAAACAUUGGAAACGCGAUACGAUCAACUCAAGGAACAUGCAAUGGCUCAACUAGAAAAGGCUAAUCUGGAGUUGGAUGGAAUACGAAAACAGAAUGAGGCGGAAACAGUUAAAUUGCAUGCAAUGAUAAGAAAAGCAGAACUUAAAAGCAAUUCACUCGCCGAACUUGUGGAGCAGAAAUCUAAGGAAAAUAAAGAACUCGCGAAAAUCUUAGACGAAGUUAUCGCCAGGGUCGGUCACGGAAACUCAGAAUGAAAACGAGGUAUCGCGGUUGUGGCGCGAUUAGUCUUUAUUUUUUUACUUGUCCUUCAUUGUCUUAAAUACAAAUAUAUGUUAGAUACGAUUGAUGUAUGUAUACGUGCAUUAACUCGUAAGUUAUUGCAAAUUGCGUUUUACUUCAGAAAAACGCCUUUUAUUAAUUAUUUAUAAGUUGUGAAAUAUAACUAUUUUAAAGCUAAUAAAACUGUGCUUAUAUUAAAAA